Molecule: messenger RNA, 1155 nt
Organism: Cladocopium goreaui
Lineage: Eukaryota; Dinophyceae; Suessiales; Symbiodiniaceae
Source: the annotation of a GenBank genome assembly
AUGUCUUACACAUGCUUCAGCACAUCCUUCUCAGGCAUAGAUAGCCCAGGCACCGCGUUGAACCAACUGGCGGUCGAGCUUGGGGUCAAGUUGAAUCCAAUUCGAAAAGAUGGCAAACAUACUUUUGGCAUUGAAUGGGAACCCCACAGCCAACGGGAAUUGAAGAAACACCCAGCUGGUCCACGCUGGUUGUUUUCUGACAUAGCUGAUUUUGCAGCACCAUGUGUCAGAAGUCGGUUGCAGCAGUUGGCCGAUGAGAACAAGCUGCAGACUGUCUUGCUGCCUUGGGUUAAAAGCUCUCCUCAAUCAACGAUUUCCCUGUCGGCCUAUUGCUUGAACCAUGAAAGGACCUGCACCAUUGAAGGGCCGGCAGAUCUACACCUUGCAGGCACACCUUGCACUGCGCAUUCUCAAAUAGGCCUUCAGGAGGAAGAAAUGGCUUAUUCCUUUAGCUUCUUCAUCAUAUGGCUGGGAAUGAGGACAGAUGCUGAGCAACUCGAUGAAGAGCUUCGCUGGGCUUCCUCGCGUCCAAGCUCGAUGUGGGAUGACGCAGUGCCACCUUCACAUAAGGAUCCGUCUGCAUUUGCAGCUACACUCACCGAAAAUGAGGCCAAAUUCUUGGCAAAGUAUUUGAAGGAGUCACCCAUGGGUAUGUACAGCCUCAACCAAGACCCGGAUGUGACGAACAUGAAAUCAAAUGGACAGGCGAUGGCGACUCUGAUCGGCUCGGCUUCUCUAUGGUACUCAUCGAUCCACAGUCGAUGGCUCACUCCACGUGAGCUGCUUGUGUGCCAAGGUUUUCCACUGAGGCCACGCUGGAGUUUCAAUGUGGCUUGCUGCAGCUUUAGUGCCAGAAUGUCAGAGGGAUUGACAGAAACCAAGCAAUGGCCAAGCCGGGCAAGCAUAGCCAAGAUGAGUGGAAACAGCAUGCACUGCAAUGUCUCUGGCGUUAUCUUUUUGUACUGCUUGACCCAGACAGUACUUGACAAGCAUCUAGUACGCAUACUUGUUCGCUCGUCCAGAAGUAAGAUCCCACAGCAGAUCACUUUGAAACGCAAGCGUUCAGAAUCUGAUGCUGGAUGCCGUGGACACGCAGCCUCUUCUACCUCUUCCAGAACAUCGGCUGAUCCGAUGACCUUCUUUCUCGAGGACUGA